Neofelis nebulosa (Clouded leopard) is the source of this 1665-nucleotide messenger RNA. It is a transcript of the gene DYDC1, whose product is annotated as DPY30 domain containing 1. The record is from RefSeq and is a predicted model, not a curated record. The transcript is spliced from 7 exons. Gene Ontology annotation, cellular component: Set1C/COMPASS complex. Lineage: Eukaryota; Metazoa; Chordata; Mammalia; Carnivora; Felidae. The coding region runs from base 331 to 804 and encodes 157 amino acids.
GCAGCGCCUGGGGGCGGCCGCCGUUGCUACCGCCUCCUCCUCCUCCUCUUACUUUCCCUCCCCUCCCCCUCAACCCCGCUGGCGGCACUGCGCCGCCGGGUGGAGAGGACUGGUAACUGUACCCGGGCCCCUCCUUUCUCACUAGGCCGGCCGGCUUUCUCCUAAGCAUGGGCAAAAGGACUUCUUUGUACUUCUUGUGACAACUUCUCCGGGCUUGAGAGAUUCAUGGACUUCUGUGAUCUCUUGAGGUGGAGUAUUGUGAUGUUUUCUAAAACGGACCCCCAUGGCUUGGGAGGAACAUCUUAGUCAUGAAGAGGUUAGGGGUGAGAAAUGGAGUCGACAUAUCUUCAAAAGUGCCUUGGGACGUGUCUAACUCAAGGUCUUGCAGAAGUGGCGAGAAUUCGCCCAGUGGAUCCAGUAGAAUAUUUAGCAUUGUGGAUUUACAAAUAUAAGGAAAAUGUGACCAUGGAGCAGCUGAGACAGAAGGAAAUGGCCAACCUGGAGUGUGAGAGAGAACUGGCUUUGAUAGAGCAGGAAAUGAUGGAGAGGCUCAAAGCAGAGGAGCUCCUGAUUCAGCAGGAGAUGGGAAUGAAUAUAGAAAACAUACCUACGAGUGAAGAUAGUUCACAUUCAGAGGAUAUAACACCAGACUCAGGCAAAACGCUAGCUGAAAUUAGCGAUCGAUACGGGGCACCUAACCUGAGCAGAGUGGAAGAACUUGAUGAGCCAAUGCUGUCUGAUACCCCUCUGAGCUGGCUUCCCUCUGAGGACUGUGCUAGUUUCCGAGAACACAAACCAGUGUGAGAGGCGGUCAGUGCCGUUGAAACGCACUCUUCCAGAUGGCGGGCAAAGGCACAAGCAAGCAGAUAAAUCAGGACACAAGCUCCAAAGGGCCAGUUUGGUAGGUAGUGCCAUUAACUUUUUACAUGGAGAGACGCCACCUAGAGCUGCAUGGAAGUGAAAGACUCCGAGCAAACGACACCCACACAAGAACAAAGGUGCAGAAUUGAUGGUGGCUGGGCAGGAGGAACAUGUGAGCAGAGCAGUGUAGAUGGGAACGCCCUCAGGAAGUUUGAAGAAUAGUAGGUCUGGGCAGGGGUCUGGGGGAGGGAGGUUGAGCAACGUCAGGUCUGGACCAGGUUGUGAAGCACAUUACAUCCCAAGCUAAGAAGUUUAAACCGUGUCUGCUGACAACGGGAGUGGAAAUGAGAUCUGCACGUGGACAAACUUCACUGGGAAUGAGGGAUGAGGAUGUGUCCCUCUGUCACAGGGAGAAGUUUUAAGAGGUUUUAAAGGAUGGUAUUUAGGCUGCUGUUGUCCUAGUCUAGGCCUGAGGUAAUGAGGGUCUGAGCCUGGGUCGUGGCAGUGGAAAUGUACUCCAUGAACAUUUGUCUUGGGUUGACCACGCACGCGCCAAGAACUGAACUAGGUUCUUAUGGGGAACAUGAAUGUGAGCGAUUGAUGGUCCUGCCUCCCCCGUCCCUCACAGGGAGAAAGUGAGUGAUGGGUCUGACACAUUCCAGAGGUGGACUUGGAAGCUGAUUGAAUGGACGUGGAGGGCACAGGAAAAACCUGGACCUGGAACCUUGACAGGGCCAUUGAGGGCUUGGGGAGAUGAGGCGGGGGCACUGGUGUGAGGUAGGGAUGGACACCUGGCCAGCUGGG